AUUUAUCAAAUUUAUAACUUAGUAUGAUUAGGAGUGUGUUUGCUGAUAAUUCUAAUUCUAACAAUAUAAAACUUUAAUAUUUGAAGUAUUAUAAAGUUUAAAAACAGUUCAAGAAUGAAUCCCAAACACACUCUAAAAUCAUCACUCCAAAGCAAAGUGAUGUUGGGCGAUUGGCUGAUCACCUGACUAAUGCUAAAGUGGCUCUGUACACCUCAUAGGGUUUGCUAGCAGUGCAUAAGAAGGCCCGAUCUCCAUCUGCACAAAAGCACUCGAUAUUUUUCUCCAAACACUGCUUUUCUAUCAAUCUCUGAGUUCAAGGGCUCGAGAAUACAGAAAACGACGAUUUACACAAGAAUCGGCGACAAAAAAAUUUCAAUGAGCACGGCUACUCCACCAAAGAAUUGUCCUUCUCAAUUGGUCGUUUUAAACAAGGCAUUCAAAUUGGCUGAGCAAUGGGUUAAGAAUAUGUCCACACCUUUAGAGGAUGAACCAACUGAAGUUAAGUUAGAAGCCCGACCUUCUAGGCUUGGACUGGGUGCUAAAGCUUCACGUCAAUCCAAAAUUGGGCCUUCAAAUGAUCCCAUUGAAAGAAAAUUAUAUGCUAAGUUGGAUGCUGGGAAAAGAAAAUCUUCCAAAAGUAGCAAGGAGUCUACUCUAUCUGCAAGAAAUGGAAGUGACAAUAGUGAUGAUAGUGAUGAGGAUCUAGAGAGCAGAACCAAAUCAUUUAGCAAGAAGCGAGUAGUUCCUCCAACCUCAUCUCUACAGAGAAACAAGAAACCAAAGGUAUAAAAAUAUCCCUCUCCAAAAUUCCGUUAUGGAAGGCAAGUCACAAGAAACUGCUUGACCGAAUGCAUCCGAGUCAGGAGAUGGUACCCUAACAAGAUCUCUCAGUGUUAACUUCACAUUACCAUUACCAUCAAUGAGGUCUCCAGUUGAGAAACCAUAUCCUAGACUUUCAUCACAAGUCCAUAUGUUCAGAAGGGUUUUGCUUCUCCCUCAGGUUCAAAGCCACACAAUCUCCCCUUGGAUGGUUUUGAAGCUAACCAUAUAAAACUGGGGUUGAAGAGUGUGAGGCUAAAACCAGAAUGUUCCACAAUGUGGAGCGGAUACUCAAUGUAGGAAGAUAAUCUUGGUUGCAAUGAUCCUGAUCAAAAGGUAUGCUCAUGGAUAAAGGGGUCUGUUCCUCAAUAAAGUCUUUUAGGUGUACCAGUAUCAUUUCCAGAAUAACCAGUUUGUAAGGCUAUAAUGUCUGAGCUUAGUUAAAUCUUCUCCUAAGUAUGCAAGUAUGCAAAUUAUUUCUUGCACAGCUUAUAACAGGGCCCUGGUGCAUCCAGUAGUAACAGAAGUGUUUACAAACUAUAGAUGUUCCUUCAGGGUACCUAAAAGUGAGAAUCUGAAAUGGAUUUCAUAUCAAUGGCUUGGUUAUAAACCUA
Messenger RNA from Vitis vinifera (wine grape), 1433 nucleotides. RefSeq lists its product as uncharacterized. The record is from RefSeq and is a predicted model, not a curated record. The coding region runs from base 376 to 789 and encodes 137 amino acids. The transcript is spliced from 6 exons. Lineage: Eukaryota; Viridiplantae; Streptophyta; Magnoliopsida; Vitales; Vitaceae.